AUGGCCCCGUCGGUGGUUGGAGCUGACCCCAUUCAACAGAAGACUCCCUCCGCUACGCCCGACAGCAAAAGGGCAACCCCACCUCAGCUGCAAGUGCUUGGUAAAACCAAGGAUGGCAGGGAUCUGAAAAUCAGAAGCUAUCCCAAGUUUGAUACGCUCGAAGAGGAGAGAUUAUACCGCAAGCAACACUUGGCAGCCGCCUUCCGAGUCUUUGCAGACCGUGGCUUCGAUGAGGGUGUCGCGGGGCACAUUUCCGUUCGAGAUCCUAUUCUUACCGAUCAUUUUUGGAUUAACCCCCUUUCAGCUCACUUCUCCCUGAUCAAGGUAUCUGAUCUGAUCUUGGUAGACGAGGAUGGUCUAGUCGUAGAAGGCGACGAGCCCAUUAAUGCCCCAGCAUUUGCGAUCCACUCUGAGAUUCACAAGGCUAGACCCGAUGUUCAUGCGGCGUGCCACGCCCAUAGUGUUGCUGGCAAGGCAUUUGCGGCCUUUGGUCGGGAGCUCGAUAUGAUAACGCAAGAUUCACUCCGCUUUUAUAAGAGCCACGGUGUAUACCGCGAUUUCAGGGGUGUCAUUCUGGAUCGAGAAGAGGGACAGCGCAUAGCCAAGGCUCUGGGUCAGGGCAAAGCUGCUAUUCUCCAGAAUCAUGGCUUACUGACCGUAGGUCAGAGUGUUGAUGAGGCAGCAUUCUGGUUCAUGAGUCUCGACAAGACGUGCCAUGCGCAGCUAUUAGCGGAUGCAGCCUCUGCAGCUGGUUACAAGAAAAUCAUCAUCGAUGAUGAUGAAGCUGCUUACGCAGCACUUCAGGUAGGUGGCCCCGAGAAGGGCUGGCUCGCAUUUCAACCCUAUUAUGAUGAGCAGCUUGCCAAAACUAAUGGCAACUUUCUUCUUUAA
This is a messenger RNA of Aspergillus pseudotamarii, 891 nucleotides long. RefSeq names its product class II aldolase/adducin family protein. The transcript is spliced from 2 exons. NCBI's taxonomy places the organism in Eukaryota, Fungi, Ascomycota, Eurotiomycetes, Eurotiales, Aspergillaceae. The record is from RefSeq and is a predicted model, not a curated record. Bases 1 to 891 code for a protein of 296 amino acids. Gene Ontology annotation, molecular function: actin filament binding. Gene Ontology annotation, cellular component: cytoskeleton.